AGGGCCCCCGCAGACUGCAGACUUUUUAUCGGCCGAUAGUUUGGUCGGUUUCUUAAUCAGUAUGGAGAGGAAUGCAUAUGCGCACACUACAGCGAUUCAGUAUCGGCCGAUAAAAAAGUUUGAUGGGCUACUCGAUUACAUUCAAACUAAUCUGUCGGCCAACUGUCGGCCGACUGUUUAAUCAGUAUUGGCGCAUACACGCCUGCGCAUACACGACGAUUGUUUAGUCGGCCGAUAGUUCAGUUCGCUCUGUGAUUUGGCGUCGUGUGCUUCUAUUCAAUAUGGCUUCGCCCAAAUCACAAUUGUUGAUUAUAGAAAGUUCCGUCGAAAACUUAAUUGAAGAAGUCGAGAAAAGACCUGCGCUUUAUAAAAAAAGUUUAAAGGAGUACUCCGACGCGAAUAUGAAGAAAAAACUGUGGGAGGAAGUUUGCGAAGCAGUUGUUGUUGAUUGGAAUUCGCUUAGCGCUGAGGAGAAAACAAACAAAGGUCGUGAUGUGCAAAAAAAAUGGGCUAAUUUAAGGACUUGCUAUCGUCGCGAAUUAAACGCUCAAAAGAACACUAAGUCGGGGCAAGCUGCGAAUAAAAGGCGUAAAUAUGUCUACUUUGAACAGUUAUUAUUUUUACUUCCAUGCAUGGAAAACCGACUUACUGAAGGUAACCUGGAAGAGGAAAAUUUUCUAUCAAAUGAUGAGCAUGAUGAUCAAGCUGGUUCAUCCACUCCCACCCCUAUUCGUCAGCGGAAAAAGAGACCUAAUGUACCGAAGCAGACGGACGUGGAUGAAGCAUUAUUAAAGGCAUUAAAUGAGCCUAAUACUGAUGAAGAUGUGAACUUCGCUUUGUCACUGGUCCCUUCACUCCAAAGUUUAACCGCAGAAGAAAAACUUGAUGCUAAAAUAAGUAUUCUUAACGUUUUUAAACAGAUAAGAUCAGCUAGGUGCGCUCAGUCUCCGCCAACAUGUACGUACAACAGAGUUCAGCAACUUGUACUCUUUUCCAAUUUCGCAACCGACAACCAUUCGAAACAUUUCAUCACCUGGCAACUCCAACGAUACAGCCCAGUCUUAUUAUUCAAAUUUUUCAGAUGAAUCGCAAAUAUAUGACUUGUAAAUAUUUUCCGAAUUUUGUAAUAUUAUUCUAAUAAAAAUAGUUGAAAAGUA
Molecule: messenger RNA, 1157 nt
Organism: Diorhabda carinulata
Lineage: Eukaryota; Metazoa; Arthropoda; Insecta; Coleoptera; Chrysomelidae
Exons: 2
Coding region: 282-1085 (267 amino acids)
Biological process (GO): regulation of transcription by RNA polymerase II
Cellular component (GO): nucleus; transcription regulator complex
Molecular function (GO): DNA binding
Source: RefSeq, a predicted model, not a curated record